Molecule: messenger RNA, 1458 nt
Organism: Paramecium tetraurelia
Lineage: Eukaryota; Ciliophora; Oligohymenophorea; Peniculida; Parameciidae
Exons: 2
Molecular function (GO): iron ion binding; heme binding; oxidoreductase activity, acting on paired donors, with incorporation or reduction of molecular oxygen
Source: RefSeq, a predicted model, not a curated record
AUGAUGCUUUUGUGGGUGCCACUCAUUUUAUCAUUUCCCUUGUUAUGGAUUAUCCUCUACCCCUUAUGUAUCUGCUAUUUCUACAAAUUCAAGUAUGGAAAUAAAGUCUAUGUUCUUUACUUCCCCUUUCUGGGCCAAUUCAAAUAUCGAAUGGAUGGAUUAAAAUUUUAGAAAGAUGUUAUUUAUUUCAAAAGAAAUAUUGCUUAUAACCACCCAGAAGUAGAAUUGAUUAUCACUCACAUUUUCAGUAGACCAUACUUCAUUUUCAUCAAACCAGAAAAUGUGAAAUAAAUGCUCUAUAAUUAUGCAAAUUAUAAAAAGAGAACUGAUGAGAUAUUUAGAGACAUUAUAGCAUGUAAAGGCCUAGUAUAUGCAGAGGGCUAAGAAUGGAAAGAUUAGAAGCGGGAAAUAUCCAACUUCUUUACUUUUGAGUAGUUGUCUUCUAAGAUACCAGUCAUCAAAACUUUAAUUUAAGAUACAUUAUAAUACAAGGAGAAUUAGAGAGUGAACAUAAUAAAACAAUGUGCAAGAAUAUCUUUGAGAGCAAUGUAGAUCUGUUUUUUUAAUCAAAUGAAAGAUGAGUAGAUAAACGGCUAACAUUUAAGUGAAGAAUUUCAAGAUCUCUCUAGAUAUUUUCUUUAUGUUACAUAUGGUAGUCUAAUACAUUAGUUGAGAAGUUUCUUUGGAAUCAAGUCUCUAUCAACGAUGAAGUCCUACUUUAUGACGGCCAAUGAGAAGAAAUUCCUUUAAAGAGUGUAUGUAGUAAGAAAUUAUAUUAAUAAUCUCAUCAAUAACCACUAGAAAGGAUCAGAAAAGGAUGUGUUUUCAAUAUUAUUGAGAGAACCUUUGACUGAAGAGGUUAGGGAAUAGAUCAUUCAUCAAUAUGUUACAUUCGUUUUUGCAGGAAUGGAUACAACAUCUCAUUCGGCAGGCCUGUCUAUUUAUAUGUUAGGUAAGCACCCUUAGAUUUAAUAGAGACUCAGAGAAGAAUUAACUAAAAUUAAUUUUGAUGAGAUAGAUUAAAAAUUAAUAAAUUCUUUACCAUUAUUGAAUGCAUUCUUAAAUGAAUGUCUAAGAACUUAAACCCCAAGCGAUGGAAUUAUUCCAAGAUUGGCUGUAAAAGAUCAUUACGUAGGAUAAUACUUAAUUAAAAAAGAUUGGUAUGUAGAUGUAGGAUUAUAGCCUAUGAUGACUCAUCCUUAAUAUUUUGAUAAUCAUUUAGAAUUCAACAUAGAAAGAUGGUUAAAUUAAUCAGAGCCCGAAGCAUUCCUCCCUUUCUCAUAUGGUCCAAGGAAUUGUUUAGGAUAACAUCUAGCUAGAAUAGAAAUUAAACUGAUCCUUAUUUACAUUAUCAAAACCUACAAAGUAAUAUUAGAUGAUUAGACUGAUUUAGUUAUGGAUUACACUUUCCUUUAUGCUCCAUCAGAUGAUAGAUUAGUAAAGUUCAUAAGAAUAUGA